UAUCUCCAAUCACUAUUUAUGAUAUAUUAUUCAAUCACGACACAGUGGUGUGCGUAGUCUUCGUUUUUCGUUGUGAGUGAGACCAAUGGAACAACUGAAGCCAAGUCCUGCAAACUCAUCCCCUCUCACCCCACUUGGCUUCUUGGACAGAGCAGCCACCGUUUACGGCGACACUCCUUCCAUCAUCUACAACCACACCACCUACACCUGGUCCCAAACCCGUCGACGAUGCCUCCACCUCGCCUCCGCCCUCUCCUCCCUCGGCAUCCGUCAAGGCCACGUCGUCUCCGUCGUCGCCCCCAACAUCCCCGCCAUGUACGAGCUCCACUUCGCCGUCCCCUUCGCCGGCGCCACCCUCAACAACAUCAACACCCGCCUCGACGCCCGCACCAUCUCCGUCAUCUUCCGCCACGCCGAGUCCAGGCUCAUCUUCGUGGACUGCGCCUCACGCGAUCUCGUCCUCGAAGCCUUAUCCUUGUUCCCUUCCCGGAGUCAACGCCCACUCCUCAUCCUUAUCACGGAUGAUACAGUUGAGGCUGAGGUUGAUGACUUUGAUUUCGCGGACACGUACGAGGGGCUGAUGAAGAAGGGCGAUCGUGAUCCCGAGUUCAAGUGGGUCCAGCCUAACAGCGAGUGGGACCCGAUGUUACUCAACUACACGUCAGGGACGACGUCGUCCCCAAAGGGCGUCGUGCACUGCCACAGGGGAGCCUUCAUCAUCACCGUUGAUACGCUGAUUGAUUGGUCGGUUCCGAAGCAACCAAUUUACCUCUGGACGCUCCCUAUGUUCCACGCUAACGGGUGGAGCUUUCCGUGGGGGAUCGCGGCCGUGGGUGGCACCAACAUCUGUGUCCGCAAAUUCGACGCUGGAAUCGUGUACGAUCUCAUCAAGCGCCACCGCGUCACUCACAUGUGUUGCGCUCCGGUGGUUCUCAACAUGCUAACCAACUCCCCCGACAACAAACCGCUCCGGAGACCUGUCCAUAUCCUCACCGCCGGAGCACCUCCGCCGGCUACGGUUCUGUUCCGGACGGAAUCCCUGGGGUUCGUGGUGAGCCACGGUUACGGGCUGACGGAGACGGGGGGAUUGGUGGUGUCGUGUGCGUGGAAGGAUAAGUGGAACCGGCUGCCUGCGACGGAGAGGGCGAAGCUGAAGGCGCGGCAGGGGGUGAGGACGGUUGGGAUGACGGAGGUGGACGCGGUGGGUGAGUCCGGGGAGAGCGUGAAGAGCGACGGCGCAACACUUGGGGAGGUGGUCAUGAAAGGUGGGUGCCUCAUGCUGGGUUACCUGAAGGACCCUGAGGGAACAGCGAAUUGCUUCAAGAACGGGUGGUUCUACACGGGUGAUGUUGGGGUUAUGCAUGAGGAUGGGUACCUUGAGAUUAAGGACAGGUCCAAGGACGUUAUUAUUAGUGGUGGUGAGAACCUGAGCAGCAUCGAGGUUGAGUCGGUGCUGUAUGGGCAUCCGGCGGUGAACGAGGCGGCGGUGGUGGCGAGAGCCGAUGAGUUCUGGGGUGAGACGCCGUGUGCUUUCGUGAGCUUGAAGGUUGGAUUGAAGGAUAAACCGAGUGAGAAGGACAUCAUGGAGUUUUGCAAGGAGAACAUGCCCCGUUAUAUGGUUCCUAAGACGGUGGUUUUCAAGGAUGAACUUCCCAAGACAUCUACGGGCAAAAUUCAGAAAUUUUUGCUCAGGCAAAUUGCAAAGGACAUGGGACCGCUCUCCCACAGUCACAGUCGUAUGUGAGUGAAACUCAUUCAAACAGUCAACGUCAACUCUCGUCAGUCCAAAAUCCAUAUCGUUAUCUAACUAUGAAAAAUUAGAGAGUCCGAAACCCAUCACACUCAAUGAUAUUAAUUGUUGAAUUUAUUAACUAAUAUAAUAACAUAUCAUUUUAUAUUGUUGACUUGACUGUGUAUCUCCUUCAAUAAAUUCUACUUACAGAAUAAGAACCUAGAUUAUUUACUUUUAUACCAUCCCACUACAAUUAUUUACUUCUCUUAUUUUUCCUCUUCCGA
Molecule: messenger RNA, 2016 nt
Organism: Gastrolobium bilobum
Lineage: Eukaryota; Viridiplantae; Streptophyta; Magnoliopsida; Fabales; Fabaceae
Product: 2-methylpropanoate--CoA ligase CCL4-like
Exons: 1
Coding region: 86-1744 (552 amino acids)
Source: RefSeq, a predicted model, not a curated record